This is a messenger RNA of Dipodomys ordii (Ord's kangaroo rat), 540 nucleotides long. RefSeq names its product unconventional myosin-Va-like. Gene Ontology annotation, cellular component: vesicle; myosin complex; cytoplasm. The annotation marks the transcript as partial. Gene Ontology annotation, molecular function: ATP binding; microfilament motor activity; actin filament binding. NCBI's taxonomy places the organism in Eukaryota, Metazoa, Chordata, Mammalia, Rodentia, Heteromyidae. The transcript has 5 exons. Gene Ontology annotation, biological process: vesicle transport along actin filament; actin filament organization. The record is from RefSeq and is a predicted model, not a curated record.
GUUGAAUAUCAGUGUGAAGGCUUUCUGGAAAAGAACAAAGACACUGUUUUUGAAGAACAAAUUAAAGUUCUUAAGUCAAGCAAGUUUAAGAUGCUACCAGAACUUUUUCAAGAUGAUGAAAAGGCCAUCAGCCCAACUUCAGCCACCUCUUCGGGGCGCACACCCCUCAGCCGCACUCCAGUAAAGCCCACUAAAGGCAGACCAGGCCAGAUGGCCAAAGAGCACAAGAAAACAGUGGGGCACCAGUUCCGAAACUCCCUUCACCUGCUAAUGGAGACCCUCAAUGCCACCACCCCUCACUACGUGCGCUGUAUCAAGCCCAAUGACUUCAAGUUUCCUUUCACGUUUGAUGAGAAGAGGGCUGUUCAGCAGCUGAGAGCAUGUGGCGUCCUGGAAACCAUCCGAAUCAGUGCAGCAGGCUUCCCCUCCAGGUGGACUUAUCAGGAAUUUUUCAGCCGUUACCGGGUCCUAAUGAAGCAAAAGGAUGUACUGGGUGACAGAAAGCAAACCUGCAAGAAUGUGUUAGAGAAACUCAUACUG